Molecule: messenger RNA, 6258 nt
Organism: Penicillium salamii
Lineage: Eukaryota; Fungi; Ascomycota; Eurotiomycetes; Eurotiales; Aspergillaceae
Source: the annotation of a GenBank genome assembly
AUGUACGGCACAUCAACCGGUCCCCAGACCGGGAUCAACACCCCUCGAUCCUCGCAAUCUCUCCGCCCUCUCAUCCUCUCGCAUGGCUCGCUCGAGUUCUCCUUCCUCGUUCCCACUUCGCUUCAUUUCCAUGCAUCUCAAUUGAAAGACAGCUUCACAGCCUCUUUACCCGAGCCCACAGACGAAUUGGCCUUAGAUGAGGAACCCUCAUCAGUCACCGAGUUGGUGGCCCGCUACAUUGGCCAUGUGGCCCACGAACUCGAUGAGGAGGAGGAUGCCCAGGGGAACUACCUGGACGUCUUGAAGCUCGUGAUGAAUGAAUUCGAGCGGGCCUUCAUGCGCGGCAACGACGUGCACGCCGUGGCAGCCGCGCUUCCCGGUAUUGUGGACAAGAAGAACCAAGUGGUUGAGGCAUACUACGCGGGACGAGCGGCGGCGGGCCGGCCCACCAAGCCCUACGACUCGGCACUGUUCCGCGCCGCAUCGGACGAGGCUGCAGGCAUCUACUCCGUGUUCGGCGGUCAGGGAAACAUUGAAGAGUACUUUGAUGAGCUGCGUCACAUCUACACCACCUACCCCUCCUUUGUGGAGGAGUUGAUCACCUCUUCCGCAGAGCUGCUGCAAUCGCUCUCUCACGAGCCCGAGGCCAACAAACUCUACCCCAAGGGUUUGGAUAUCAUGCAGUGGUUGCAAGAUCGGGACGCACAGCCAGACAUCGAUUAUCUGGUCUCAGCACCAGUCAGUCUGCCCUUGAUCGGCCUGGUGCAGCUGGCCCACUACACAGUCACCUGCAGAGUCCUGGGUCGCCAGCCUGGCGAUAUCCUGGAGCGUUUCCUCGGUACAACCGGUCACUCGCAGGGCGUGGUGACCGCAGCCGCUAUUGCGACGGCCACUACCUGGGAGUCGUUCGCCAAGGCGGCCCGCAAUGCCUUGACCAUGCUGUUCUGGAUUGGAUUGCGCAGUCAACAGGCCUAUCCCCGCACCUCAAUUGCGCCCUCAGUGCUGCAGGAUUCCGUCGAGAACGGCGAGGGAACUCCCACUCCCAUGCUGUCCAUCCGCGAUCUCUCUCUGGCCGCGGUGCAGGAGCACAUUGAUGCCACCAACCAACAUUUGCCCGAGGACCGACACAUUUCCAUCUCUCUGGUGAACAGUGCCCGUAACUUCGUUGUGACGGGUCCUCCCAUCUCCCUCUACGGUCUCAACCUGCGUCUGCGCAAGGUGAAGGCCCCUACUGGACUCGACCAGAACCGUGUGCCCUUCACCCAGCGCAAGGUUCGCUUUGUCAACCGCUUCCUCCCCAUCACCGCUCCUUUCCACAGCCAGUACCUCUCCUCGGCCUACGAUCGCAUUUUGGAGGACCUCGAGGAUGUGGUGGACAUCCCCGCUAAGUCUCUGGUCAUCCCCGUCUUCCACACCAAGACUGGAGAGGAUCUCCGUCAACUCGGUGACAAGAGUGUUGUUCCUUCCCUGGUUCGCAUGAUCACCCACGAUGCCGUGAACUGGGAGCAGGCUACCGUCUUCCCUCAUGCCACCCACAUUCUGGACUUCGGACCUGGUGGUAUCUCCGGUCUGGGUGUCUUGACCAACCGUAACAAGGAUGGUACCGGUGUCCGUGUCAUUCUCGCCGGUGAAAUGGAUGGCACCAAUGCCGAGGUGGGAUACAAGCCCGAGUUGUUUGACCGUGAUGAGCAUUCCGUCAAGUUCGCUGUCGAUUGGGUCAAGGAACACGGUCCUCGCCUCACACAAACCUCGACUGGUCAAACCUUCGUCGACACUAAGAUGAGUCGUCUGUUGGGUAUCCCUCCUGUCAUGGUUGCCGGUAUGACCCCAACCACCGUCGCCUGGGACUUUGUGGCUGCUACUAUGAACGCUGGUUACCACAUUGAGCUGGCUGGCGGUGGUUACUACAAUGCCAAGACCAUGACCGAAGCUAUCACAAAGAUUGAGAAGGUCAUCCCCCCUGGACGUGGUAUCACUAUCAACUUGAUUUACGUCAACCCCCGCGCCAUGGCCUGGCAGAUCCCUCUCAUCGGUCGCUUGCGCGCCGAGGGUGUCCCCAUUGAGGGUCUGACCAUCGGUGCCGGUGUGCCCUCCAUUGAGGUCGCCAACGAGUACAUCGAGACCCUGGGUAUCAAGCACAUUGCCUUCAAGCCCGGUUCCGUCGACGCUAUCCAGCAGGUCAUUAACGUUGCUAAGGCCAACCCCAAGUUCCCCAUCAUUCUUCAGUGGACCGGUGGCCGUGGUGGUGGUCACCACUCCUUUGAGGACUUCCACCAGCCCGUGCUCCAGAUGUACAGCCGUAUUCGCAAGCAGGACAACAUUGUCCUCGUCGCUGGCAGUGGUUUCGGUGGCUCCGAGGACACUUACCCCUACCUCUCUGGUAACUGGUCUGCCAAGUUCGGCUACCCUCCCAUGCCCUUCGACGGUUGUCUGUUCGGUAGUCGCAUGAUGAUCGCCAAGGAGGCACACACUUCUUACAACGCUAAGAAGGCGAUCGCCGAGGCCCCUGGUGUUGGUGAUGAGGAAUGGGAGAAGACCUACCAAAAGUCCACCGGUGGUGUUAUCACCGUUCUGUCCGAAAUGGGCGAGCCCAUUCACAAGCUCGCUACUCGUGGUGUUCUCUUCUGGCAGGAGAUGGACCAGAAGAUCUUCAAGCUCGACAAGGCCAAGCGUGUCCCUGAGCUCAAGAAGCAGCGCAACUACAUCAUUAAGAAGCUGAACGAUGACUUCCACAAGGUCUGGUUUGGCCGCAACGCUGCUGGCGAGACCGUUGACUUGGAAGAUAUGACUUACACCGAGGUUGUUCACCGUAUGGUGGACCUCAUGUACAUCAAGCACGAGUCUCGCUGGAUCGAUCCCUCCCUGAAGCGACUGGCUGGUGACUUCCUUCGCCGUGUCGAGGAGCGCUUCACCACUGCUGAGGGCCAAGCCUCCCUGCUUCAGAGCUACUCUGACCUGGAUACCCCUUACCCUGCCGUUGACAACAUUCUUGCUGCUUACCCUGCUGCUGCCGAUCAGCUGAUCAAUGCGCAGGAUGUCCAGCACUUCCUGCUCCUUUGCCAGCGUCGCGGUCAGAAGCCCGUGCCUUUCGUUCCCGUUCUGGACGAAACCUUUGAGUUCUUCUUCAAGAAGGAUUCUCUGUGGCAGAGUGAGGAUCUUGAGGCUGUUGUUGACCAAGAUGUCGGCCGUACCUGUAUUCUUCAGGGCCCUAUGGCCGCUCACUAUUCCAACAUCAUCGACGAGCCUGUCAAGGAUAUUCUUGACGGCGUUCACCAGGGCCACAUCGCAGGCCUUCUGCGUGAUGUCUACGGCGGUGACAAGUCCAAGAUCCCCACCAUCGAGUACUUCGGUGGUCAGCUCCUGAACACCGAUACUGAGCCAGAAAUUGACGGUCUGACCAUCUCUGAGGAGGCGAACAAGAUCAACUUCCGCCUGUCUUCUUCUACCUCUGCGGUCCUCCCCGACCUUGACAGCUGGUUGAGCCUGCUGGCCGGCAGUUCCUACUCGUGGCGACACGCUCUGUUCCUUGCCGAUGUCUACGUUCAGGGCCACCGCUUCCAGACUAACCCCAUGAAGCGCAUCGUGGCCCCUACUGCAGGCAUGCACGUGGAGGUUGCCAACCCUAACGAUCCCUCCAAGAUGGUUAUCAGCGUACGCGAGCCCUACCAGUCUGGCAAGCUUGUGAAGACUGUUGAAGCCAAGGUCACCGAGAACGGGCAGAUCAGCCUCACUCUGUUUGAGGGUCGCACUGCCGAGAACGGAGUUGUUCCUUUGAACUUCCUCUUCACCUACCACCCCGAGACUGGAUAUGCUCCUAUCCGCGAGGUUAUGGGUGAUCGUAACGACCGUAUCAAGGAGUUCUACUACCGUAUCUGGUUUGGCAACAAGGAUGUGCCCUUCGACACUCCCACCACUGCCACCUUCAGCGGAGGUCGUGAGACCAUCACCUCGCAGGCUGUUGCCGACUUCGUUCACGCCGUCGGUAACACCGGCGAGGCCUUCGUUGACCGUCCUGGCAAAGAGGUGUUUGCCCCCAUGGACUUUGCCAUUGUUGCAGGCUGGAAGGCCAUCACUAAGCCUAUCUUCCCUCGUACUAUCGACGGAGAUCUGCUGAAGUUGGUCCACUUGUCCAACGGCUUCAAGAUGGUUCCCGGUGCCCAGCCCCUCAAGGUUGGAGACGUUCUGGAUACCACUGCUCAAAUCAAUGCCGUCAUCAACCAGGAGUCUGGCAAGAUGGUCGAAGUUUGUGGUACCAUCAAGCGUGAGGGCAAGGCCAUCAUGCAUGUGACCAGUCAGUUCUUGUACCGUGGUGCCUACACCGACUUCGAGAACACCUUCCAGCGCAAGGAUGAGGUUCCCAUGCAGGUCCACCUCGCGACUAGCCGCGAUGUUGCCAUCCUCCGCUCCAAGGAGUGGUUCCGCAUGGAUGACUCUGACACCGAGCUUCUCGGUCAGACUCUCACUUUCCGUCUGCAGAGCUUGAUCCGUUUCAAGAACAACACCGUCUUCAGCAAUGUCCAGACCAUUGGUCAGGCUCUCCUCGAGCUGCCAACCAAGGAGGUCAUCCAAGUCGCGUCCGUUGAAUACGAAGCUGGUGACUCCCACGGUAACCCUGUCAUUGACUACCUCCAGCGCAACGGUACCUCCAUUGAGCAGCCGGUCUACUUUGAGAACCCUAUCCCUCUCAGUGGAAAGACUGCCCUGGAGUUGCGUGCCCCUGCCUCUAACGAGACCUAUGCUCGCGUUUCUGGAGAUUACAAUCCCAUCCACGUUUCGCGUGUCUUCUCUAGCUACGCCAACCUGCCUGGCACCAUCACCCACGGCAUGUACAGCAGUGCCGCUGUUCGUAGUCUCGUCGAGACCUGGGCCGCCGAGAACAACAUCGGUCGUGUCCGUGGCUUCCAGGUUUCCCUCGUUGGCAUGGUUCUGCCCAAUGACAUGAUCACUGUCAAGCUUCAGCAUGUCGGUAUGAUUGCCGGUCGCAAGAUCAUCAAGGUCGAGGCCAGCAACAAGGAAACCGAGGACAAGGUUCUUCAGGGUGAGGCCGAGGUUGAACAGCCUGUCACCUCCUAUGUCUUCACUGGUCAAGGUUCUCAGGAACAGGGUAUGGGUAUGGAGCUUUACGGCAGCAGCCCCGUCGCCCAGGAGGUUUGGGACCGUGCCGAUCGCCACUUCAUGGAGAACUACGGUCUGUCCAUCAUUGACAUUGUCAAGAACAACCCCAAGGAGCUCACUGUCUACUUCGGUGGUCCUCGUGGUAAGGCUAUUCGCCAGAACUACAUGGCCAUGACCUUCGAGUCUGUGAACGCGGACGGUUCCAUCAAGUCGGAGAAGAUCUUCAAGGAGGUUGAUGAGAACACCGCUUCCUACACCUACCGCUCCCCUACCGGUCUCCUUUCCGCUACCCAGUUCACUCAGCCCGCCCUGACUCUGAUGGAGAAGGCCAGCUUCGAGGACAUGCGCUCUAAGGGCUUGGUCCAGCGCGACAGCAGCUUUGCUGGUCACUCUCUCGGUGAAUACUCUGCUUUGGCCGCUCUGGCCGAUGUCAUGCCCAUCGAGAGUCUGGUUUCCGUGGUGUUCUACCGUGGACUGACCAUGCAGGUUGCCGUCGAGCGUGAUGCCCAGGGUCGCUCCAACUACUCCAUGUGUGCGGUCAACCCCAGCCGUAUCUCCAAGACCUUCAACGAGCAGGCUCUGCAGUACGUUGUGGAAGUCAUCGCCGAGACCACUGGCUGGUUGCUUGAGAUUGUCAACUACAACGUUGCCAACAUGCAAUACGUUACUGCUGGUGACCUGCGUGCUCUCGACUGUCUCACCAACCUUCUCAACUUCCUGAAGGCGCAGAACAUUGACAUCCCGGCCCUCAUGGAGAGCAUGUCUCUGGAGGACGUCAAGGAGCACUUGGUCAGCAUCAUCCAGGAAUGUGUUAAGCAAACCGAGGCCAAGCCCCGUCCCAUCCAGUUGGAGCGUGGAUUUGCCACCAUCCCCCUCAAGGGUAUCGAUGUGCCCUUCCACAGUACCUUCCUGCGCUCUGGUGUGAAGCCUUUCCGCUCCUUCUUGCUGAAGAAGAUCAACAAGACCACGAUCGACCCCAGCAAGCUCGUCGGAAAGUACAUUCCCAACGUCACGGCCCGUCCCUUCGAGAUCACCAAGGAGUACUUCGAAGAUGUCUACAAGCUCACCAACUCUCCCCGUAUUGCCUCUAUUCUGGCCAACUGGGAGAAGUACGAGGAGGGUAACACCAAUGUUGAAAAAUGA